UCUCGAACCGCGCGACCGCUACGGUCGCAGGCUCGAAUCCUGCCUCGGACAUGGAUGUGUGUGAUGUCCUUAGUUGCAAAUCACAGCCUUCACCGCUGCAAUGACGGGACACGGACACCACUGCCACCACGGUCCACCCCCACCGCCGCAUCACCACUGUCCCCACUGCCCGCAUCACGGCCCACCACCUCACCAUGACGGCCCACCACCUCACCAUCACGGCCCACCACCUCACCACCACCACCAUCACCACGGACCGCCACAUCACCACCAUGGACCACCGCCGCCAUCACCACCACAUCAUGAUCAUCACCAUCACCACCACCACCACGGACCACCACCACCACCACCGCCGCUGCAUCAUCCCCACGGACCACCUCACCACCAUCACUGAGCUUACCCUAACCUUUUCUAGUGGAUACUAAAUGCAAAUUUUCAUUCCUUCUAUCCAUCCUCCCUGAAAUGUAGGUUAUAUUCCAUAAAAAACCUAAUAGUAGGUGCUAAUCACACUGUAGAAAAAUGUAUCUGACAAUUCUGUGUAAGAUUAUGUAAUUACUGGAUCUUAAGGAAAAGCAUAAAGGGAACUUUUUGUAAUACUAUUUCAUUUCUAAAAAUAUUGUGUCAGCAUAAUUAAAAAAGUGCUAAAACAAACAAUCACCCAAAGUUUGCUGUACAACCAAUGCAGAUAACAACUAAUGUUUUCAAUAUGUAAUUUGUAAAUAAACUGCUCUUCACAGUGGUUCACAAAUAUCACUUGCAUAUACUAAGUGUUUAUAAUCAUCAAGAUUCUUACUGAAAUAUGAUCCUUGUGCAUUUGUACCAAUUAAAUUUGUACAUACCAGCUUAACAUAAAAGAUUGCUACAGUGUGUAUAGCACACAAGUCAUAUUACCUCCUGCAAUCACCAACAAUGAAAAUGUCAAGUUUUUGGUAAAGUAAUUGAGAUCAUCUUCCAGCUUAUAUAAUACUGUACAUGGUAUAUGAUGGUGUACAAUCAAUGAUAAUAUCUUGUAUGUGACUACAUGCCACAAUGAGUUAAAUGAAUAAUGAAAA
Schistocerca cancellata (South American locust) is the source of this 1052-nucleotide messenger RNA. RefSeq lists its product as uncharacterized. The coding region runs from base 101 to 394 and encodes 97 amino acids. The record is from RefSeq and is a predicted model, not a curated record. Lineage: Eukaryota; Metazoa; Arthropoda; Insecta; Orthoptera; Acrididae. The transcript is spliced from 2 exons.